Molecule: messenger RNA, 597 nt
Organism: Aspergillus nomiae NRRL 13137
Lineage: Eukaryota; Fungi; Ascomycota; Eurotiomycetes; Eurotiales; Aspergillaceae
Product: EKC/KEOPS complex subunit CGI121/TPRKB
Exons: 3
Coding region: 1-597 (198 amino acids)
Biological process (GO): telomere maintenance via recombination; tRNA threonylcarbamoyladenosine modification
Cellular component (GO): cytosol; EKC/KEOPS complex; nucleus
Source: RefSeq, a predicted model, not a curated record
AUGUCUUCAACAUUAGAAACCAUUAACCUGCCCCAUCUCCCUUCUUCUCUGCCUGUGCAUGUAGCUCUCUACCGAGACAUUCAGAAUGCCCCAUUUCUUCGACAGCAGCUCAUCUCCGGGAACUCGGACUUCGAAUAUGCGUUCAUUGAUGCAAGCAUGGUUCUCUCGAAAGCGCACGUUUCGUCCGCAAUUUUCAGGGCAGUAAAUGACUAUCUCAAUGAGCGUCUCAAGUCUCGUAAUGUCCACUCGGAGAUUGUGUUCUCUUUUAGUCCCACGAACAAUAUUGCCGACUCCUUCCGGAAAUUCGGUAUCAGCGACUCAACGAAAGAUUUGUUGGUGGUAAAGGUGUCUAUAACACCGGAAAUUACCCAUGAUUCAGUAGCGACACAUCUGGCACAAUCCGUCGAAGGCUCCCCUGUGCCCUUCAAUGACGAGACUCUGUCCGAGAUCGCAGAUGUUGCAAAAAUCAAGAAGGCCUACAAAUUGGGAGCCCUGCCUUCUGCCCCUGCGGGUCAAGUGAACGGUGCUGGAAACAGUGAUAGCAUGCGACUCGAAAAUUCCAUUAUCGGUGCGAUUGCCCUGCGAGGGGCGACUUGA